Messenger RNA from Amphibalanus amphitrite, 877 nucleotides. RefSeq lists its product as uncharacterized. Gene Ontology annotation, biological process: proteolysis. The transcript has a single exon. The coding region runs from base 161 to 877 and encodes 238 amino acids. NCBI's taxonomy places the organism in Eukaryota, Metazoa, Arthropoda, Thecostraca, Balanomorpha, Balanidae. The record is from RefSeq and is a predicted model, not a curated record. Gene Ontology annotation, molecular function: aspartic-type endopeptidase activity.
UGAAUCCGAAUGCUACUUUAAACGUAAGCGCUGCUUCCAGUGUUCCAAGUACGGGCAUACUUCGGCCGCUCACCGGGCAGGGACGGUGAAACAUGUUGGGUCGGAGGUGGUCCGUCAGGAGGAGGGCGAUGGUGCAGGAUCUGGGGAAGAGCAGAGUGUGAUGGAGGCAGACACUGAAGAAUGUGACUUUAUCGGGGAGGUUUUUCAGUGUCGGGAGCGGAUUCAUGUGGUGAAAAGCCGGCCUCCGAUCAUGCUGGACAUGUCGCUGGAUGGGCGUGAUGUCAGGAUGGAGCUUGACACGGGUGCAUCUGUAUCCGUCUGUUCGUUCAGCAGGUUUCAAGAGCUCUGGCCGGAGAAGAAACGCCGUCUGCAGCCGUGCAGCCUCAUCCUACACACCUUCUCAGGCGAGCCUUUGAAGGUCCGAGGUGAGGUGCAGAUGGACGUGGUGUACCGGGGAGAGUCGUUUAGCCUGCCCCUGGUAGUAGUUGAUGGGACAGGGCCGCUGCUCUUCGGCAGGAACUGGUUGGAGAGCAUCAGACUGGACUGGAGAACCAUCUGCAUGGUGACGACGCAGACGCUGGGAAGCGGAGUUGAGUCUGUGCUGCAUAAGUACUCUGAUGUGUUUGCGGAUGAGUUGGGAUGUGCGAAGGGGAUUGUGGUAGAUAUCCCGAUUGACCCAGACACACGCCCCAUCUUCUACAAGCCCAGACCGGUACCGCUGGCGUACCGUGCUGCUGUCGACGCCGAGCUGGACCGUCAGAUCCGGGCCGGGCUGCUGGAACCGGUGAAACACUGCACGUGGGCUGCACCGAUCGUCACUGCACUGAAGGCGUCAGGUGAGGUCCGUCUCUGUGGUGAUUAUCGGUUAACGGUCUAG